CGGUUGCGCACACUUGAAUCAUGUGGCGCGGAUGUUUUGUAACCAAACGACCAGCAGACCUCUGGAACCAGAAAAACAAUGGAACCAGAAAACCACUGGAACCAGUAGACAGUACAGGUCUGGCUGCAACCAGUCCGUAGAGAGUACUGGUCUGGUGGGAUCCAGUCUGUAGUGAGUACAGGUUCUGGUACUGGUUCUGCGUCUCGUCUGCGGGGUGAUGGUCGAGGGUCCGGGCGUCGCGCUGAACGGGGAGAGGAUCCGGGCCAAGGUGAAGAAAGGCCAGGAGGUCCGGGCCGUGAGGGGGGUGCAGGGCGCCGCGGGGGCCCUGGACGCGCUGCGGGGGGCCCGGUUCAACGGAGUGGACACCCUGGGGAAGGAGCUCUUCCUCUACUUCGGCCUAAGAGCACUGAGGGUUCACUUCGGCAUGAACGGGUCGAUGCGGAUCAUGUCCGGGACGCCGGGAAUCAAACCCGUGGCCGCGGAUAGCAAGACGCCUGUGCUGGAGCUCCACCUGACCGAUGACAUCAUCCGUUUUUACGAAAGCACGUCGGAGCUCAGGCAGACGGAGCAGUGUGAGAGCAGGGUCUCCUCAAUGCGCUCCCUGGACGUCUGCUCCUCCUCCUUCAGCUCCUCACGGGCGGAGGAGGUGCUGAGGAGUCAGGGCGGGCGGAUGCUCUGUGACCUCCUACUGGAUCAGCACCUCCUCCCCGGGGUCGGGAACAUCAUCAAGAACGAGGCGCUGUUCGAUUCUGGGCUCCACCCCGCCGUCACGGCUAAGCAGCUGUCUGAGCAGCAGCUGCGUCACCUGGUGAAGAUGACCCGGGAUUUUACUCUGCUCUUCUACAAGUGCCGGCGGUCUGGCUCCGCCCUCUCCAGACACUACAAGGUGUACGGCCGGCCCGCCUGCGCCCAGUGCUCCACCUCCAUCACCGUCUGUCGCCUAGGAGACGGCGGCCGCAUGACCUACUUCUGCUCCCACUGCCAGAGCGCCGACCCAAGCCAAGUCAGCACCAGUAAACUUCCUGUGAGGAACAGCCUGAUUGGUUGGGUCACCAAGGAGGGGUCCAAUGAGGAGGUGGCGACCAAGGAGGAGGAGGAGUGGGCGUGUCCCCGCUGCACACUGGUCAACCGCCCCUCGGCGGGGUCAUGUGACGCCUGCCUCGCCUCGCGGCCCCACGUCCCCAGGGAGCAGAGCACCUCCUCCUCUCUCAUUAAGUUCCCCUGCACCUCCUUCUCCCGCCCAGCAGAGGAGCUCAAGGUCAACUGGAGGUCAGUGUUCGGCACCUCCACCCUCAUCUUCUCCGACCUCACCCCCCCUCCCCCCUCAGGGGGCGGGGCUACUAGCCUGCCCCGACCCGGAGGGGGCGUGGCCACUGGUGGCGUCCGGCGGCCUGCAGGGGGCGGCUGCGAGCAGCCGACCAACAAGAAGAUGAGAAUUGAUAACGCCCGUGCCCCCGGUAACAGCGACCCCGGAUACAGCGCCCCUGGUUACGGUGGCAACCCCGGUAACGGCCGUACCCCCGGUUACAGGGCCCCCAAUUACGGUGGCACCCCCGGUAACGGCCGUACCCCUGGUUACAGCGCCCCCGGUUACGGCGUUCCCCCCGCUAACACCAGUGCGUCGCCAGCGGUUGACGGAGAGGGGGCCCCCUGCUGUGAGGACCACCAGCGGCCCUCCAGCCUGCGCUCGGUCCACAAGGACGGAGAGAACAAGGGGCGGAGCUUCUACUGCUGCUCCCUGCCCCGCCCCGCCCAGUGCAGCUUCUUCCAGUGGGCGGACCUGGGCUUCCCAGAGUGUGGCCACGGGCGACGCAGCGUCCGGAGGGCGGUGCUGAAGCUGGGCGCCAACAACGGGCGGAGCUUCUACUGCUGUGGCGCCAAGAAGGGGAAGCAGUGCGAGUUCUUCCAGUGGGCGGAGUCCUCCCCGCUCCCUGGCUGCUGAUUGGUCCAUGGAGGAGGAAGGGGGGUGGAGUCCUCCCUGCUCCUCUGCUGCUGAUUGGUCCAUGGAGGAGGAAGGGGGGCGGAGUCCUCCCCGCUCUCUGGCUGCUGAUUGGCCCAUGGAGGAGGGGUCUUAACAGAACUCAAAGGGUCUCAGAACAUUGAUUGGAGGGUUAAAAGGUUUUACUAGAAAUUAGUACUAAAAUAAACAUUACACUGAAUACUUCUCAUAUCAAA
Gadus macrocephalus (Pacific cod) is the source of this 2175-nucleotide messenger RNA. It is a transcript of the gene neil3, whose product is annotated as nei-like DNA glycosylase 3. The transcript has 9 exons. Lineage: Eukaryota; Metazoa; Chordata; Actinopteri; Gadiformes; Gadidae. Gene Ontology annotation, cellular component: nucleus. Gene Ontology annotation, molecular function: DNA N-glycosylase activity; damaged DNA binding; DNA-(apurinic or apyrimidinic site) endonuclease activity. Bases 218 to 1942 code for a protein of 574 amino acids. The record is from RefSeq and is a predicted model, not a curated record. Gene Ontology annotation, biological process: base-excision repair.